Molecule: messenger RNA, 1925 nt
Organism: Penaeus indicus
Lineage: Eukaryota; Metazoa; Arthropoda; Malacostraca; Decapoda; Penaeidae
Exons: 16
Coding region: 1-1914 (637 amino acids)
Source: RefSeq, a predicted model, not a curated record
AUGCUGCUAUCCUAUCUGCGUCUCUGGAGUCACUGGCGUCGGCUUGGGCCUUGGGGUGUCCUGGACCAAGAUUCAGGAUUUGGGGGGCUUUACGGCCUCGUGCUUCGUAACAUCAAGAUGUUUAAGUCCGCGUUUUUUUUCCUCCUACUUGUCAGUUGUUUGCAACUGCGGGAAGUGGCUGGUGGUCAAUCGAAGAAAACAGGCGCCGACAAACAUCUAAAAAAGACAGCCGACCCAGGAACACCACUCGAGGAAGCUUCCUUAAGGGAGGAGAAAGCCGGGUUGCAGCAGGUGCCCCUCGAAAAGAAGACCUCCUCCUCCUCGAUGAAAGCCGCUCCGGAGUCAGGCAAGGUCAUGUCAGACACUCGAGCCAAAAAGGUCAAGCCAGGGGUCAAGAGCUCUGGAUUUUCCUUCGCGAAAGCCGAAGAAAGGAGAAAGGAGAAGAAGAAUAAAGAGAGGACAGAUGCUCUGGAUCUCACUCCUCUUCUCCACCCCAAGAAGAACGGUAAAGAGGCUGAGGGGGGGGAGGGAGACGACAGGGACGACGCCGUGCCUUACGUUAAAAUCCCCCUGUACAAGAAAGCGACGAAGCCUGAUAAACGACAACUGGGAUCCUGCUUUACCAGUGACGGCAUUAUGUACCAAACGGGGGACACUUACACUGAUAACUGCAUUCUCUACAUCUGCCUUAUUGACGAGGGGUACCCCUUGGGAACAGACGGAUCAUGUUGUUGGGGUGAGGAUAUGAACUUACACCCAGACGGUUCUACUUACGAUGUCUACUGUCAAACUUUCCUGUGUGAUAACGGGACACAGAUUAUCACUAACACCAACGUCACCGAGUGCUGCAUAGAUAUGAACGGGCAAUGGCAUGAGGAUGGAGAAAUAUUUUCCGUGGGCUGCAAGGAGUGGCAGUGUGUUCAGGGCAUCGCGUCGGAGACAGGCAACCCAGCUGAGUGUUGCAUCGGUCCCGAUACCCUGCCCCGUUUCAAUGGCCAGACCUUCACUGUCGCCUGCCUAUCUUACACGUGUGUCGAUGGUAUGGUGCUCCCUUCGCCUGCCCAUGUCACCGAGUGCUGCACAGAUGAGCUCGGUCGCUGGCACGAAAAUGGAGAGACGUUUUCUGUUAACUGUGUUGAAUAUUAUUGCUAUGAAGGGAUAUCAAUGAAGAAUCCUGCAAGUCAUGCAACCGAAUGUUGCAACGACAUCGACGGGAACUGGUACGCCAAUGGACAGACGUAUAUUCACCAAUGUCAGGGAUACACUUGUCUGGGAGGAGCGUCUGCCUAUCUGCCUGGGAUGGUACAGGCGUGUUGCGGGACACAAGACGGGCGUUGGUAUCGAGACGGAGAAAUAUUUACGGAGAAUUGUGUCGAGUAUAUGUGCCACGGAGGAUUUAAAGAGAGAGUACACCAGGGUUAUCAGUCUGUAUAUAAUUGUUGUAGCGACGUGGAUGGGAAUUGGCACGCGAACGGAGAGACCUACGUGUACAUGUGCGACGCGUACCUGUGUGAGGAUGGCACUUCGAUUCUUCAGCAUGGAAUCGUGGAUAGAUGUUGUAUGGAUAGCAUGGGCGAAUGGCAUGCAAAUGGGGAUUCGUACAGUGACCAGUGCAAUCAGUUCGUCUGCAACAGCGGCGUUGCAGCGUUCUCGCAUUACCCGGCCCACGACUGUUGCAAGGACUCUACGGGUAACUGGCACCAACAUAUGGAGACUGUAACGGUAGGGUGCGAAGUAUUUAUCUGCAUCAAUGGCACCAACACAUGGACACCUGGGCACGCCGAGGAAUGCUGCGCGGACAGUCAGGGCAACUGGUACACGACCGGAUCUAUUUUUCAAGACCAAGGGAACGAGUACCUUUGUGAAAAUGGAAUUUCUGUCCUCAUAAACGAAGGCGUUGGCAGCACUGUGUAGGAGGAGGAGGA